Molecule: messenger RNA, 2582 nt
Organism: Thlaspi arvense
Lineage: Eukaryota; Viridiplantae; Streptophyta; Magnoliopsida; Brassicales; Brassicaceae
Source: the annotation of a GenBank genome assembly
UGGCAGUAAUAAGAAUGGCUCUCCAUGCUUUAGGGAUUUGAACCAAAGUUGCAAAAACGAAAAAUAGAAUUUGUAAAAGAAACAACCAAAAAUGUCCGCUAAAAAAAACCGAAACUUGUUCCCUUUCUUCUCGCAUGGUUCAUCGGAGAAUUUUAAUUGUUCAUGCAUUCUGGUUGGCUUCAAUUUUUUCCCCCUCUCUCUCUCUCUCCUUUCGAUUUCUUCCUCUGUUUCUGUUCAUUACACAACCUCCCAAAAUUUCUUUUCCUUUAACGUGGGUCCUUCAAUCUCUUGAAGGACCCCACCAUUGUUAAUCUCUUCAAGAAAAUAAUUUCCCUUUUUUUUUGGUUAUUAAGCUUUUUACAUAUUUUUUUACACGAAAACCAUGAAUUGUUUCCCGUGUUUCAGUUCACACAAGAGCAAAAACUCUUCUAGUAAAAACGAGACUAACCAAAACGAUGAACACGAUUUCAGACCACCUGUGGCGACGACAAAACAUAUAGAAGAAAGAGAAACAGAGCAAUUGCCGGUUAAAACGUUUAAUUUCCGGGAAUUAGCGACGGCGACGAAGAAUUUCCGGCAAGAAUGUCUUUUAGGAGAAGGUGGAUACGGUAGGGUUUACAAAGGAACUCUUCAAUCUACUGGCCAGUUGGUAGCUGUAAAGCAGUUCGACAAACAUGGUAUACAUGGAAGCAAAGAGUUUCAAGCUGAAGUCUUGUCAUUGGCUAAACUCGAACACCCGAAUCUUGUCAAGCUUAUAGGAUACUGCGCUGAUGGAGAUCAAAGACUUUUAGUCUUUGAAUAUGUCUCUGGAGGUUCCCUUCAAGACCAUCUUUACGAGCAAAAGCCAAGCCAGAAGCCGAUGAAUUGGAUAACAAGGAUGAAGAUUGCUUUCGGCGCAGCGCAAGGGUUGGAUUACUUGCACGAUAAAGUGAAUCCGCCGGUGAUAUACCGAGAUUUGAAAGCUUCAAACAUCUUGUUAGACGAUGAGUUUUACCCUAAGCUUUGUGAUUUCGGUCUGCACAAUCUAGAGCCAGGGACAGGCGAUAGCUUGUUUCUUUCUUCCCGGGUUAUGGACACUUAUGGUUAUUCAGCGCCUGAGUACACUCGAGGGGACGAACUCACUGUCAAGUCGGAUGUUUAUAGCUUUGGAGUUGUGUUGCUCGAGCUCAUCACCGGUAGAAGAGCUGUUGACACCACUAAACCUAAUGAUGAACAGAAUCUAGUUGCUUGGGCACAACCGAUAUUUAGAGACCCUAAAAGAUAUCCGGAUAUGGCAGAUCCUCUCUUGAGGAGGAAUUUCUCGGAGAGAGGGUUGAAUCAAGCAGUGGCAAUAACAUCAAUGUGUCUACAAGAGGAACCAACAGCUCGUCCUUUGAUAAGCGAUGUGAUGGUUGCGCUUAGCUUCCUUUCCAUGUCUACAGAAGAUGGUAUUCCAACCGCGGUUCCAAUUCUAUCCUUUAGGGACAAGAGUAUGUCGAUUGCUUUAAGCAGACACGGUUCUUGCUCUGUAACUCCUUUUUCUCUUCCUCGGAAAGAGGAUGAUAACGCAUCCAGUGUUUCAUCGGAGUCAGAAGAUGAAGAUGAAGAAGAACUAAGAAAGAGUAAGAAGAAGCAAGAGGAGGAAAAACCCGCUACAUGUUAUGAUGAUGAGUCUGAUUCAGACUUUGAAAAGGGUCAAGAAGAGAAACAUUCUCAGUUAGAGAAACCGGGAAGCUCUAGCAGCUCCUCCGACUCUGGAAGCGAGAGAAUAAGAAGGUCCACUGAUGAAACUAACGUAACUGCACAGAGCUUGAAGAUAAAGUACAGUUAUAGCUCUGAGGAAGAUGAUGACGAGAGGCUUAGCAGUAAAAGCAGCUUUAAAUCAGACGAAGAAAUCACUUCUUUCCGGUAUGACUGCGAUAGAGAUCAUGAUGAUUCGACGAUGAACACAAGCAGAGGAAUCAAUAGUCUUGCUCAUGAUGAUGAUGAUGAUGAUGAGGAGGAGGAGGAGGAGAAUCAUGAAACUCAUCUUGAGCACAUUCAUAGCUCAAAAUCUGAAGUCCAAAGUGUUUCUUCAGAUUCAGAUGAGGAUGACAAGGAGAAGAAUCCUGAAACUCAGUUUGAGCACACUCAUAGCUCAAAAUCUGAAAUCCGACGUGUUUAUUCAGAUUCAGAUGAGGAUGACAAGGAGAAGAAUCAUGAAACUCAGCUUGAGCACACUCAGAGCACAAAAUCUGAAGUCCAAAGUCUCUUCUCAGAUGACGAUGCAGGCCAAGGAAGUGGUGGGUCGUUUUUGCAUCGGUUCGAACCAGAGAAAGAAGAACACAUUUCUUCUUCUGAUGAAGAUUGAAUCUUUUCAAAAGUUUUUCUAAGAAGUGGAUGAUUAAGAAAGUCAUAUUUGAAAUCAUAUUUACAACACGAAAAAAUGUUUGAAAUCCCUUUUCGUUUUGAAACAAUCCAAUUGUCUUGUCAUAUAAAUCUAAUAUACAUAUGUCUGCAUUUCUUUUUAGAAAUAUGAAACCCAAACAAGUUUUUAUGUAUAUAUCUUGAAUACUAAGUACAUAUGUUAGGAAGAAAAUGUUUACAAUUUGUUAUCUAUCCAC